AUGCUCUAUACAAUGCACAAUCAAGAAGCGGCUCAAAGAAUGAACGGGCCAUUAGAUCAUCAUUUCACCAAGCACUCCAUAUCACAUCCGCCCCCGAAUGAUCUCCCUGCCCAAACACUCAGACGGGAACUUUCAUUGUUUGACCUGGCCAGGCACACUCCUGGUGAACUGGAGAUCCACCCAAUGACACUGGCAGAGCAACAGAGUCCUGCAUCAGACGCGAGUCGGUCAACUAUAAGCAUUCAUGGAGAUGGAGCGAAAGCAACCAACCGACGCAUCCAAAAUCGCGCCGCCCAGCGCCGCUUCCGCGAACGCCGCGUCGAACAAAACAAAGUCCUGCAGGCCCAGCUCUCCGACCUCAACGAAAAACACCAAUCACUCGCCGACGAGCUCAGCUCCAAGCUCGACCUCAUAACCCAGCUCCAAAAAGAUAAUGAGAAGCUACAGGCAGAGGCCCAGUCCCUUGGGCAAAGAUGGCAGUCCAUGAUAUUGCUUCUUCAGCGGCCGAAGAGCUUACAGCUUUUGUCGAUGUUGAUUGGGGAAGAGGGAUCAGGAUCAGGAUCAGAUGGAGUUGUGGGCUCUGGGGCAGGCGGAAAUGGGAAUGGGGGGAUUCGUGAUUUAGAUCGGUAUCUACCGUGUUUGGAUGCGUUGACGGCUUCUACUCGGUCUGGUGGGAAGGGAAACGAGCUGGACGGGGACGGAUGUUGA
Molecule: messenger RNA, 708 nt
Organism: Penicillium diatomitis
Lineage: Eukaryota; Fungi; Ascomycota; Eurotiomycetes; Eurotiales; Aspergillaceae
Product: putative bZIP transcription factor
Exons: 3
Coding region: 1-708 (235 amino acids)
Biological process (GO): regulation of DNA-templated transcription
Molecular function (GO): DNA-binding transcription factor activity
Source: RefSeq, a predicted model, not a curated record